AUGCGCCACGUUGACGCGGCGCCUCGCCAGCCGGUCCAGAAUUUGAAGGUUGUUCCGCCGGCAUACGAUUCUCCGCCAGCAUAUGAAUGGACAGAGAGACCGAGGAGUCAAUUGACAGGCACUCCCGAAUGGCUAGCAACGUCUACAACCAGACCGGUGCGGCAUAGCCCCGGAUGGACCAAAAAUCCACGCCCACUAUCGAAAUACGAUAAUCGGCCGCGUGAAUUAAAUGGAAAUCUUCUGCAGAUUGACCCAUCGUACGCGACCGUCCCCCGAUCGUUUGGUCAAUCCAGGGAUACGGUAGCAGCCUAUAAUCAAACAGGACAGCUACUUACAUCUAGUCGAUCUCAGGGCAAUGAUAUUGUUUCUCAAAGUCAAUACCUGACCCGGUCACCAAAGCAACCCCCAUCGGCAACAUUCGAACGUCGUGGGACCCGACAGGCUUCUUUUAUGGCUGCGAUCGCCAGCGGCUCCAAGCUGAAAAUUGCCCGCCAAGUGGCUGAAGAAAAUAAAGCCCCUCCACAUCAUAAUCAACAGCCAAGAGUCUGGAGGAAAGACAGUCUACGAGCUGCCCUCGAGGAGAAGGAGAUUGAGUCCAAGAAGUUUGCCGAAGAUGAACCAGACGGGGCCGUGGAACAGCAUCAUCUUGACGUGGAUUCAGUAGAAGGAGGAGGGCAGAUCGUGCGGGUUGUGCUUCGUAGCCCACAGGCCAGGAGUCGGCGCCAUCGCAGAUUUGCUGGU
Molecule: messenger RNA, 741 nt
Organism: Mesorhabditis spiculigera
Lineage: Eukaryota; Metazoa; Nematoda; Chromadorea; Rhabditida; Rhabditidae
Source: the annotation of a GenBank genome assembly